Lindgomyces ingoldianus is the source of this 1002-nucleotide messenger RNA. RefSeq lists its product as uncharacterized. Lineage: Eukaryota; Fungi; Ascomycota; Dothideomycetes; Pleosporales; Lindgomycetaceae. Bases 1 to 1002 code for a protein of 333 amino acids. The transcript has 10 exons. The record is from RefSeq and is a predicted model, not a curated record.
AUGGAUGCAUAUGUGCGCCGUGAUACAGACAGCGCUCUAGGAUGCUUGAAGUUGGCCAGUGCCUUUCAAGGUGCACAAAGUAGGCGGGAAAAGAAAUCAAGUACCGUCAGAAAACCCGCAAUGAAAGCAGCCUUGCCGUUACAGGGACAAGGUGUAACCAGUCCUUCAAAAUUGACCUAUGAUAUGGCAAACCGGUCUCCAGUGUUUCAAAGAAAUGCAGGGCAAAACAAGGCAAGAUCGUCGCUGGUAGGCAACGAGGGGGAGAGGAAAAGGUCGUCGCGGCUCUUAGAUGACAAGUGGGCGCCGAAGGUUGGAGAACCAAACCAAAACCAAAUGCACUCAUGUAGUAAUAAUAGAUUGAGGGAGGCCUCAGGAGAUCACAAGCACGAAAUUUACCAAGUGGAAACAGUCUUCAGAACCAACAUCAAGCUUCAUAUCAGCGAAAAAGAAUCCUUUGCAAUUGAGCUCCCCUUUCUGACAUGUCGAAAUUAUAUCGAGUUGAAAUGUUUCGAGCUUAGCAACACAAGUAGAAGAAGCGUUUUAAACCUUGACAUCCUAAGACCAAAAUGGUUAUCUAAAAUCCGAUAUCCAAAUGAAAAGUCCGGCAGAACUCCAAUGACAAGAACCAAUCCGAAAAAUGGAAGAACCCGCGUGCCACCCAGUAAUAGAAGCUGGGUGAAGAUGCUCUGUGGGGUUGGGUUUGGGCUAGGGAAAAGAGGGCUCAUAUGUAAUCCAUAUUUCCGAGACUUCUUGAUCCAAACCAAGAGAAAGGCGACGUCGCGGAUGCAUCUCUUUCUGGAUGAAGCUGCGUUCAGACCGAAUCGCAGUGCAUUCUAUCCACCGCUGAAUUUAGACGUGGAGGCGGAUUUGGAGCCAAAUAGCUGUAAAUGGUUGCAUUCCGGUUUAGGAGUUGGGGAGAGCCUUGUUACCAACGCCUCUACUUCAGUUAUACACCCCUUCGUUUCCCGCAUCGAAUCUUCCUCCAUCAAAAGGUUUCAUUGA